AUGCAAGUUGAAGAGCUGUUAGAUAAUAUUUUCACAAUUUACAAGGCAGCUUCUGUCAAAUGUAAAGUAUUGGAGGAAGAGUUUCCAGCUGAUUUCUUUGAAGAUGAUCCAGCUAAAAUUUAUGAAUCGUAUUUGGGUUUCCUACAAAACAACACUGUGGUUGACGGUAAUUUUAUUUCGAAUAAUCAGUUAAAGUUAACUACUAUAAAUGCAAAGUACGAAAAUAAAGAGUACAAUGUAGAUAAUGGGUUUUACAAACUAUACCAUGAUAUUAAACUAGUCUGUACCAUGCUAGUGCAUUAUUAUCCUCAAGGUACCAGAAAUUAUCAGAUUAUUGAUAAAUUCUACAAAUUUGCUACAGAAUUGUUAAUCAGAGAAUGUUAUAGGUUAGGUGUACAACUAUCCGAAAAUCUAAUCAGAGAAAAUGAGGCAAAUGAAUCAAAUACAGAAUUGGAAAACUUGAUUAAAAAUGAUUUCAUAAAAAUUUCUACAAAUUAUAAGGUACCUAUCAUGGAGACUUAUCAUAUUAAAACUAGAGAUCAUGAGUUGUUUAGUUCUGUAAUUGCAAAAUCAAUUCUGGACAAUAGGCCAAGAGAGGUGCCAAACAGUAAUUUUGAAAUAAAUAAGAUUAUUCCACAAACUAAUAUGCGUGAAGAAGCUCCAAAAUUAGGUUUUGUUGCAGCAAACACAAGUAAUAUUCCAGACCCAACAUUUCCUCCAACUGAAAUGAUGACAAGGUUUCUACAUCCUAAUUGGUACUCCUUGCCAGUGGCAACAUGGUUAAAGUAUGGUGAUUUCAAAUCUUGGGCACCUUUUUGUAGUGAAAAUAGCUGUGUAUCGAAUAUUGGUGCGCGUGGUAAACUAUGGCUAGAGACAAUAGGUUACAUUAAAUUAUAUCAAAAGGAAACUAAGACCUCUGAAUCUACCGAACCUACUGAGAAAAUAGAAAAUGAAAAGAUAGGCAUAGAUGAUGAAAAGGAACGUGAAGACAAGAAUGAGGAUGAAGCUAAAGCAGAUAAUAAUGAGGAGAAAAAGCUAGAGACAAAGGAAGAUGACAGCUUAUAUAAAGAUACUCCAAUAAAAUUAGAAAAUCUUCUAAAAUGGAACCCAAGUAAUUACAUUUCAGAUAAUGAAUUGAAAGCAUUUCAAGAUGGUACACAAUCCCAACUUAUAUCUAAUACCUUGUUGAAACUUCAAAAGAUUAGAAAACAACGUAUACAUGAUAAGUCUGUCAGAAAACCAUCAAAAGAAGAAAUGGAUUUGUAUUAUAAAGUUAAACGAUUAAUGAGGGAAGUUUUACUUUCUAAACAAAAAUCAAAGUUAGCCUGUGAACCUUGUACUUCAUUCCCAAUUAUACAAGCUAAUUAUAAUGGUAGUAUACCCGUAGUAAGGUCUCAACCAAACAGGAAAAGGAAAUAUACAAGAAGAAUAUAA
Molecule: messenger RNA, 1434 nt
Organism: Vanderwaltozyma polyspora DSM 70294
Lineage: Eukaryota; Fungi; Ascomycota; Saccharomycetes; Saccharomycetales; Saccharomycetaceae
Gene: RSC58
Product: Rsc58p
Exons: 1
Coding region: 1-1434 (477 amino acids)
Molecular function (GO): protein binding
Source: RefSeq, a predicted model, not a curated record